AUGGACGGACAAAUCUCAGAAUCAACCGUGAAAGAGAAAACAAAAUGCCAGUCUCUCUCUCAUAACAACGUCAGGGACCUCGUUGAUUCCGUCGAUGCCUUUCUCUUCGACUGUGAUGGUGUGAUUUGGAAGGGGGAUUCACUGAUUGAUGGUGUUCCAGAGACUUUGGAAACGCUUCGGUCCAUGGGAAAGAAGCUGGUGUUUGUGACAAAUAAUUCGAGGAAAUCAAGAAGUCAGUAUGCUAAGAAGUUUCGUUCCCUUGGAAUUUCUGUAACUGUGGAUGAGAUAUUCUCCUCCUCAUUUGCAGCGGCCAUGUACUUGAAAGUCAAUGACUUUCCUAAAGAUAAGAAGGUUUAUGUAAUUGGCGAGGAAGGUAUAUUGGAAGAACUGGAGCUUGCUGGUUUUACUGGCCUUGGUGGCCCUGAAGAUGGGAAAAAGACUGCUCUCCUGAGACCAAACUCUUUUUUCCAACAUGAUAAGAGUGUCGGAGCUGUUGUGGUUGGACUUGACCAGUAUAUAAAUUUCUACAAGCUCCAGUAUGGAACUCUUUGCAUACGUGAGAAUCCAGGAUGUCUCUUUAUUGCCACCAACCAGGAUUCAGUUGGACAUCUAACUGAUCUGCAAGAAUGGCCUGGUGCUGGAUGUAUGGUUGCUGCCAUGUGUGGGUCGACUCAGAAAGAGCCUAUUGUAGUUGGAAAACCAUCGACCUUUAUGAUGGACUUUUUACUAAAAAGAUUCAAUAUCCCUACUUCCAGAAUGUGUAUGGUAGGGGAUAGGCUGGACACGGAUAUUUUAUUUGGACUGAACGCUGGAUGCAGAACUCUUCUCGUUCUUUCUGGCGUGACAAGUAUAUCAACUCUUGAAGACUUAUCAAACCAUAUUCAACCAGAGUAUUAUUCAAGCCAGGUGUCUGACAUUCCUCAGUUAUUAUCAGCAGCUACGCUAUAA
Messenger RNA from Fraxinus pennsylvanica, 948 nucleotides. NCBI's taxonomy places the organism in Eukaryota, Viridiplantae, Streptophyta, Magnoliopsida, Lamiales, Oleaceae. The record is from the annotation of a GenBank genome assembly.